Messenger RNA from Brachypodium distachyon (stiff brome), 1229 nucleotides. RefSeq names its product jacalin-related lectin 3. The record is from RefSeq and is a predicted model, not a curated record. The coding region runs from base 75 to 1025 and encodes 316 amino acids. Lineage: Eukaryota; Viridiplantae; Streptophyta; Magnoliopsida; Poales; Poaceae. The transcript has 4 exons. Gene Ontology annotation, molecular function: carbohydrate binding.
CCCCGUCCAUUUCCACAGCAAAGACACUGGCCUCUAGCAGUACAUUCCAAGCUUAACAAACAAAUCAUAUAGCCAUGGCCUAUUACCAGCGCGUAGGAACUGUCAGGCGGGAUACGGAGGAAACGGAGCAUACAUUCCACAUGUACAUGUUCCAGAUAGGGGAAGGGCGCCCAAACGGCAACGAGAGAAACGUCGUUACACCCCAAAACAACGGCUCCAUCAUGUUUGGCCGCAUCGCCGCUGUUGACUGGACCAUACGCGAUGGCCUUGACCAAAACAAGGCCAACGUUGUGGCCCGUGGACGAGGCUUUGUUGUCGGCAACAGCAUCACCACCCAUGGCUACUUCCUCUCUCUCGACAUCCUCUUCACCGAUGAGAGGCUCAAGGGGUCAAGCCUUAAGGUGCUCGGAAGUUACGAGAACCAGACCGGCAAUUCACAUUUGGCAAUCGUCGGUGGGACCGGGGAAUUUGCGUAUGCACAAGGUACUGUCAGUUACAAAGAAGCAUCUAAUACAGGGGCAGAAAUUAUCAGGGAGGUCCAUAUCCGUGUCUUCUGCCGCAACAUCCCAAAAACUCCUGCUGCUACCAAGGAAGGACCGUUCGGUGGCAACGGAGGGAAUGCUUUCGAUGCCCCAAAUCCAGCACAACGGAUAGAGAGCGUGACGAUUCGAAGCGGCGCUGUCAUUGACUCUUUUGGGUAUUCUUACACUGAUCUGGAUGGUAAGCAGCAGACCGCUGGUCCUUGGGGUGGCAGCGGUGGCAAUCCGGGAGAACUGAACCUUUUUGCUCCAUCAGAGAUACUGAAGAAAGUUCUGGGAACAACCGGGGAAUUUCAAGGAGCCACUGUCGUAACAUCACUUACAUUUGUCACCAACGUUAAGACAUACGGGCCAUAUGGAAAUGCAAAUGGCACUCCAUUUAGCUACCCGGAGAGGAGCAGUGACGAAGUUGUCGGCUUUUACGGACGCAAUGGCUCACUUCUUGAUGCGAUCGGAGUCUACGUGCGCCCAUCAGCUGCAAACUAGCUACUCCAAGUGGUUCUUUAGAAUAACUAUGCAUGGCUUUACACGAUGAUCGACUCUUCUCCUACUUUUUUUUCGUGUUUUAGCGAAUAAGUCGGACGGAUAGUCUUGGUCUCACCUGCUCCUUUUUUUUUAUCGCGUCUGCUCGAUUUUGUAGUCACCAUGCCAUAUGACAAUAAAUUAUAUUCCAGACUAGUGGUUUAUUAA